Mustela erminea (ermine) is the source of this 1717-nucleotide messenger RNA. Its product is annotated as translation initiation factor IF-2-like. The record is from RefSeq and is a predicted model, not a curated record. The coding region runs from base 1 to 1035 and encodes 344 amino acids. The transcript has 5 exons. Lineage: Eukaryota; Metazoa; Chordata; Mammalia; Carnivora; Mustelidae.
AUGUUGGUUGAACUGCGACUUGACAAAUACUCCCUAGAACGGGAUGUAGCUUCCGAGGCCCCGGAAGCCUCUGCGACUGAAUCCCCAAAGCAGUGUAAGGCCUCGGUGGCGGCCAGGGGCGGAGAAAAGACGGCGAAGGACUCAGGGCUGAAACCAACGCACUUGACCACGCUUGGGGAGGGAAGCAGCCGCCCGAGACCUCACUUACCCUCGGCGCCUGGCGGGUGCUUUGGCCUCGGGCCGCCUCCGCCUCUCCUGCUCCCAACGGCCCACGGACGGGCGCGGGAGCCCCGCGCGGGAGAACAGGGGCGGCUUGUGCGCGAAGAGAGGCAAGGGGCUCCGCCACCGUCAGAACCCGCGACUCCGCUGUGGGCCGCCGCCGCCUCCUGCGCCGCCGCUUCCGCCGGUGAAUGGUCAGCGCUGGAGUUUGAACAGGGCCCUGAACCAUCUCAACGCCAUUUGCGCUCCCGGCCCCCACCUCCUUCCUCCAACAGCCGCUCGCUCCGUCACUCCGCUUCCCACAGGCCCCGCGCGGCCGUCCGACCCCACAGCCAAUCGCGCGGCAGCUUACUCAAACCGCCGCGCAGGCGCCGCUCCCCGCAUGCUCCGGCGCCCGCCAUUGGUCCGGCCGCGGCGCCCGACGGGAGUUGUAGUCCCGGUCCGCGAGGUCCCGAUACUCGGAGCGGGGCGCGGGAGCGGGUGGCGGGAGGAACGGUCGUGGCGGGUCUGACCCGCCCGGGCUCGGGGGCCAGUUUCAGCUCCCGGCCCUGCCGGGAGACCCAGGUGCUGCGGGGGAGGGCCGGGGCCUCAGUGCAGGCAGCUGUGUCAAUCGUUUCCCCCCCAGGGACACGCCGGUGUCUAGGGAGGAUGGGUUGUGCAGCUGCGCCAGGCCUGCUGGGGCCGCGGCCCGGGAUCGGGGAGGUGGGGAGCUGGCGGCUCGGAACCGCCCUCAGCCCGGCCCGGCGGAGGCUGGCCCAGCGCAGGCACACCAUUUGUAGUGUGACUUUGCAGCUCCUUGAAGAAUCUGGGCUGUAACUUGUAACUUGGGUUGGCCGAAAGAACAUGGCAGAAGAGAUACAGCUCUGAGCUGGAGUCUUACGAAAACUUGAACGAUUCCACAUUCUUUCUUGGAUCCCUGCCUCCACAAGGAGAGCAGGCCUGGGCUAGCCUGCUGGAGGAGGAGAAGCCACAUGGAAAAGAGCUGAGGUCAUCGUACACCAGUCAAUAGUCAGCAGACCCCAAACAUGCAAGCCAAGCCAGGAUUAGCAUAGCCACCUACCCAACCUGCAGCUGCCCACAGAUGCCUGUGUGAGCCCACCUGGGGCCAGACCAACUGCCCAGAUGACUUUAGACUCACGAGCAAUAAUAAAUAGUUAUUAUGUUAAGCCUCUGCAUUUUGGAGUGGGUUGUUACACUGCAUUAUUGUGGCAAUAGAUAAUUGAUGGUUAAUGACCCCUCCUUUGGUUCUCAGGCUCAGAAAAGCCUUCCUGACUACCCCGGCAAACUAGCUCAGUUUCCCAGUCUAUAAUACCACAGACUAAUACAUCACUCUCCAAAAUGAUUUGUUUACUUUGUUAUGGGUUUCCCAUACUAGACUGUCCUUACAUGUAAGGACAGAGGCCUUGUCCAUUUUGUCCCCUGCUGUAUGUCCUCAGUACCCAGCACAGUACUGCUCUGUUCCACUUCAUGUCCACUGAGCACUAAAAAUGUGGCUAGU